ACAUUUACAUUACAUGGUAAUAGCAAUACACAAGCGCAACGGUAGAGAAUAUUUAUCUAACAACAAACAUAACUGGGAGCAUUAAUUAGGAAAUACAAUUUAUUUAUUUGAUAUUAUAAAUCAUGAAACUGGUAUCAGUGGUAAUAUUAUUGUGGCUUCAGUUGAGUUGUACAUUCAGUCAGGACGACCCAAGCGGCAAUUUUGUAAAUGAAGUUCAGCGGGCACUGAAAAGGCAAACGCAUAUUCAGGAUGUUGCUAAUGGCAUACAAACAAGAAAUGCACUAGGAAAUGUGUUCUCACGAUUCGUUGACAGUCCGAAAGCGAGCGUUAUUAAGUCCGUGCUGGACUCGCUGCUGGCGGAAGUAGGAGCAGCGGGCAUCUCAGAGGCCUGUAUGAACAGCACUAACCUUAUGCUGGCGGCAGCUAUCAACAAAGACCAAUGGGCAUUGAGAAUGAUCGAUGCCAUCGGAAAACCCCCAAGUGGCAUUCUAGACUUCAAUCUGAAGUGGCUCGGUAAUUACGACGAGUGUUUGGAGACAGAGGUCAGCGUGUUGGACAACUCAACGGGCCUCGUCUCGGAACCGUUCGAACCACAGUACUGUCAAGCUAGCUUUUAUCUUGGUCAAAAUCCUGCUGCUGUCAUGACUGGAGGGUAUAUUAUUGUGAACAUUGGAAUGUGUCUGCCAGAUAAGUGUGACAAUAACUCCGCGUCUCUUGUUGCUCAGAGAUUGAUUCAGUUGAUUCCACUUAACUUUACGAAGUCAAUACCGCCUCCAGGAAUGGUUUGUCAGAACAAUCAUCUCCCUUGGUCGUCCAGCGCCGUUGCUGCUAUAGUAUUAUGUUGUGUUUUCAUCGCGCUGAUGGUAACUGCUACAGUCUAUGACGCAUUGUGCCAAUAUGUGUGGAUACCAACAAAUAAAUUAUCUGAUGAAAAGUAUGCAGAUUAUGGAACAAAGGAAGCUGACAGUAUUAUAGGAAACGGACAUGUUUCAAACGGACAUGUCUCAAAUGGACAUGUUUCCAAUGGACAUGUUUCGAACGGACAUGUUUCAUACGGCGCUGUUUCAAACGGACCUUACCGUUACUUUGGAGAUGGACAUGCCAACGACAGCUUCAUAGCAGACGCACAAGAUUUGUCAGCUAAACACGUGUCUCAUCACAAGGCUGAUCUGAAAGAAAUUAAAUAUGAUAUUCCAGCGAAUUCCAAAAAAUACACACCAGGUGUUUUGGGUAAACUGUUGUUGUCGUUCUCCGUUUUGACCAAUGCACGGAAGAUCCUAAACACCGAUCAGCCAUCUCAAACGCUUACAAGUGUCAACGGCAUCCGAUUCAUCAGCAUGACAUGGGUCGUCUUGGGGCAUACAUACGUUUUUGGUCUUGGUGUGGUUGGUAAUACUGCCACCAUUCUACCAAAGUUUUUCAAACGCUUCUCAUUCCAGUGUAUCAGUAAUGCAUUUUUUGCGGUGGAUACAUUCUUUGUUCUCAGUGGUUUGCUUGUUGCAUAUUUGACAUUGCGUGAAAUGGACAAACGUGGCGGGGCAAAGAAGUUCAGCUGGGGAAUGUAUUACUUUCACCGAAUAUGGCGUCUGACACCUCCAUACAUGUUAGUGAUGUUCGUUUACACUACCCUGAUCAAUCACUGGGGAAACGGACCAAUGUGGCCCCAGCAAGGCUUCGACCCCAACAACUGUAACACUUGGUGGAUGAAUCUGCUAUACAUCAACAAUUUUCAAGACUCAAAGACAAUGUGCAUGGGCUGGUCUUGGUACUUGGCCAAUGACAUGCAGUUCUAUAUCAUCAGUCCUUUGAUACUUGUCCUACUUUUCUAUUCCAGAAUAGGAGGAGUUAUUCUGAGUGUAGCUUUUGUGAUCGGAAACUUCAUCUCCGCUGGAGUUGUUACAAAUGCACAUAACUUCUCCGCCAACAUGCUUGUGCGUAAUAGGGACGAAGAAGGAGACCCAUUUGCCCUACUUUACAUCAAGCCAUGGACUAGGAUCGGACCCUACAUUGUAGGAUUGCUGACUGGAUAUGUAUUGUACAAGACCAAAUGCAAGGUCACAAUGAGCAAGAUAGUGAACAUCAUAGGUUGGAUUCUAGCCGCAGGGCUAGCUAUAGCAAUUCUCUAUGGACUGUAUUCUGAUGACGGAACUAUCAAAUUUAAUAAAGCCACAACGGCCUUCUACAACGCCACCUCUCGGACAGUGUGGGGCGCAUGCGUGGCCUGGGUCGUUUUUGCUUGCGCAACUGGAUAUGGGGGUCCGGUGAACGCCCUGCUGUCAUGGAAGGGUAUUGUUCCACUGAGCCGUCUAACUUACUGCUGCUAUCUCGUACAUCCCAUUGUCAUGUACACAUAUUAUUACACUCAAAGACAACAGAUGUAUUGGUUCGACUUAGAAGUGAGUUACACGUUUCUUGGACACCUGUGCAUGACGUACGGUGUGGCAUUUAUUGUGUCGCUGGCGUUCGAAUCUCCGAUGAUGGGAUUGGAAAACGUUAUCCUUGGUCGUGCAAAAAAACAUUGAGCCUAAUGAAGUCAUCAGUAAACGAAAUUGUACUGUAAAUAAUUAUUCACGGAACAAGAAUGAUAUAAAAAGACGUUAAAACUUCGAAUCAUCAUCUAAUAUUUGAUAAUUGUCAGUUUAUGAUAUUCUUAUGGCAAUGAAAAUGGGUAACCUUUCCAUAUGUGUUUUAAUUGAAUUUUUAACAUAUACAAAUUGAAUAAAGUAACGUAAUAACCUUGAAAUGAGUAAACUAUUUGCUAUCCGCAUGAGAGGCAAACAGUAUAUUGAUUACGUUUAUGACUCUUCUUAAGACUCCUUACUGAAGUCACCUAGGUGUUUGAAUCAUGUAUUGAAAGAAAAACAAUCAAUUAUAUAAUCACGCAACUUACGUAGUGAAUUUCAAAUAAACACUUGCUCCUUACAGAAAACAAUUAUACUUCUUAUAAAUUGCAAUCUAUAAGUACAAUGAUCUAAUUGUUUCAAAUGUUGUAAGUCACCCGGUUGUUUAUACUAAGAAAACAGAGGACAUCAUCUUUAUGAGAAUUAAAUGCAUACUACAAGCAAAAUGUGUAUUUCUAAACUUAUUUCAAACGAAACCAGAAAAAGUCAUAAUUAAGAGUUUAAUGUUUGCAAGCAUGUAUUAUUUAUUCGUAUGAUGGUUGCAUUCUUUGUUAUGUAUGUUUAAUAUUAAAUCAUGUUAAGCAAAUUA
Molecule: messenger RNA, 3210 nt
Organism: Dreissena polymorpha
Lineage: Eukaryota; Metazoa; Mollusca; Bivalvia; Myida; Dreissenidae
Product: nose resistant to fluoxetine protein 6-like
Exons: 17
Coding region: 123-2522 (799 amino acids)
Molecular function (GO): acyltransferase activity, transferring groups other than amino-acyl groups
Source: RefSeq, a predicted model, not a curated record